Phycomyces blakesleeanus NRRL 1555(-) is the source of this 255-nucleotide messenger RNA. Its product is annotated as fork head transcription factor. The transcript has 2 exons. The annotation marks the transcript as partial. The record is from RefSeq and is a predicted model, not a curated record. Lineage: Eukaryota; Fungi; Mucoromycota; Mucoromycetes; Mucorales; Phycomycetaceae. Gene Ontology annotation, biological process: regulation of transcription by RNA polymerase II. Gene Ontology annotation, molecular function: RNA polymerase II cis-regulatory region sequence-specific DNA binding; DNA-binding transcription factor activity, RNA polymerase II-specific.
CGACCUCCACACUCGUAUGCCUCUCUAAUUGCACAGGCAAUCCUGACUUCUCGGAACCAAAAGUUGUCACUACGAGAUAUUUAUGACUGGAUCCAGGCAAAAUAUCCACAUCUGUAUGAAGCCAAUGAAACCGGCUGGCAGAACACAAUCCGCCACAAUUUGUCCUUGAACCGCUGUUUUCGUAAGGUUCCAAGACUUGCCCAGGAUCCAUUGAUUCGAGGAAAGGGUAGCAAGGGCGGUUUUUGGGCCGUAGAC